Molecule: messenger RNA, 1388 nt
Organism: Nomia melanderi (Alkali bee)
Lineage: Eukaryota; Metazoa; Arthropoda; Insecta; Hymenoptera; Halictidae
Source: RefSeq, a predicted model, not a curated record
GUCCCUCAGACGAGAGUGUACCGUGGAGUGUUCCGGAAGAGAUUCCCUCUCGACAGCUAUCUAUUCACAGAAUUUUUCGCCAAAUUAACCACCUCGAACCCAGAAAUCAGUGCUUCACAUACGAAAUUUCUAACGAAUCUCUCGACCACAUCUGCCUGUUCAAAUUUUCCACAAACGAAAAUCCUCGAAACACAUCGAUCUCAGUGUCCCUCGAUCAUCGGCCACUUUAGAGGAUCAAUCCCCUUCUAAACCAAUGAAACAUUAAACCAGUGGAAUUCUACCAGAACGCUAGUGUGGUGCUCGUGGGCUAGUGUCGAUCAACAAGUAGCUCGUCGCGUGUACAGGCGGUAGCCGGCUACGGUCUCCUAAAUACUGUACACUUCAUCAUCUAAGAUCGGUAGCUACCAACAAUGCAACGAUUCAAGCGUAGUUGAGUGGCUGGAAACACGUAUGACAAUCACAGGACUGUUCUCUGUUGCAUAAUCAAAGCUACGAGCAUCUCGAGCGAAGUACUUAGAAGAAUCUAGGAAAUUAGAAUAUCGAAAGUGAAAGAGUUUCAGUGAUUAACUGUGCACUAACCGGGCGUGGAUAUUUUUCCUAGGUGGAACAGAUCGAAUAGGGAACGGUAUCGAUUGAUCAAACGCUCCCAUUCCUGGAGGACAUCCCCUAAGUAAGCUCCAGUUUGAUGAAUCGGGUGUCGAGCCUUUCUAUAGGAGCGAAGGAACAAUCUCCGAAUGAAGUCCUUUUAGGGGAGCGUCGCGGUUGACGCUGGCAAGCAAUUCUUCCCGGAAGCUGUGGAUCAAGAAGGCAGUUCAGUUAGGGGACGAUGUAGCUUCGAUGGCGGGGAGACAGCGCACGAAGACUGUUCCGGGGAUUUCGCGAGUGCUGUUGAUGAUAAUAAUGGUGAUACAGUGAUACGAGUGGAAUGGUCGCGAUGGUGACACCGUAGCUCUUGGGUGGUCAGAGUUCGCACCCUGGCAGUGACGCCGAUGCACAUUUGCACGCGGAUCUUCGCCUGGGCAUGGGAUCUACUCGUCGGUAGCGCCGCGUACCCGAUGCAGCAUUCUGUGGGAAUCGAAGUAAGGGUAACCAAUGAGUUACCCACGUCGGCUGCGGAGGACAACGUCGGCAAAGAUGCAGCACCCCCCUGGACAACGAUGUCAGUCCCCAGCAGUCGAACUACGCCUCCAACCCCGACGAACCCGCACCCGCAGUACUUGUCGCCGCAUGUUUUUCAAGGGCGGAACUCCCUGUGCUCCGCCAACGAUUACACUUUGCGAAGACGACGGCCAAUGACGCUGCGCAUCGGGCCACGUUUGAGCCUGCCGAAUAAAAGCACAUCUGCCCCAACAACCACCACCGACGGAGAAUGGCCGGCUAUCGGGUAA